Molecule: messenger RNA, 2079 nt
Organism: Diplodia corticola
Lineage: Eukaryota; Fungi; Ascomycota; Dothideomycetes; Botryosphaeriales; Botryosphaeriaceae
Exons: 2
Coding region: 1-2079 (692 amino acids)
Molecular function (GO): protein binding
Source: RefSeq, a predicted model, not a curated record
AUGGCUACCGACAUGAAGCCGCGCGUGUCACGCAAGGGCAAGCAGCUGCAGCUCUGCUAUGACCUCCCGCAGCACGUCAACGUCGCGAAAAUCUAUCCCAAGCCCGCUCCCAACGGCUCCACCGUCGUCGUCUAUGGCCACAGCAACGGGCUGCGUGUGAUAUGGAGGGGCGGUCGCUCGCUGAAGCGCAAUGCUGCCUCCAAGGGCGACAGCCAGCCCAAGGUCAAUGGCACCUCAAACGACGCUGUCAUGAUCGACCUAACCCACGACGAGCCCUCGCAAGCCCCACCAGCCGUUGUUGACGAUGACGUCGAGUUUGAGUCGGAAGAAGAGGAGGAAGAUGAGUCGGAACCAUACCCGCCCGUCGUCCAGCAUCUCGACCUCCCGCUGGGUACCGAGGUCUUGUACAUGUCCUUUCCCCAGGUCCCUUCCAUAUCGCCAUAUAGGCCAGCCGCCCUCAUUCCCCCCAUAUUCAAUGAGCGAAUAGUGCUCUCUGUCGCCUGCGCAGACUCCAGCGUGCGCAUCGUUACUCUCCCGCUCACACCUCCGUCUCAUGCCCGUAAGGCAGCUGAUCGCAGCAAGAGCGAAGCAGCCUACGGCGAGCAAGUCCUCCGUAUCGAAGGCCAGCAUGGCCAUCAGUCAAUACCUCGUGGAAUCACCAUGACGUGGAGCUCACGCACCUCAGACACCUUCCCCGACGACAUGGACCUGGACGCGGAUGCGUCCGACGACGACGACGCCGAUAGCUUUCGCUCACGGAGAUUGAUCCAGAGUGACGAGCCGUUGGAGUGGGAUUUGAUUGUGGCCUCUCACUCCGUCGAGGUCACUGGACUGCUCCAUAUCUUCCGCAUCCCGCUUGUUUUGAAGGAUAACCAAUUCUCUUUCACGACCGAGCCCAUUUUCCCGUACCAGACGCAAUACCUUUCUUCUCCUGCUACUCGCGUCUACUUCAGUUCUUCUCAAUUCCCUAGCCCUCGCCAUUUGCAACUGCUUGUUGCCGACUCCAAGGGUACAGUCAAAGUCUUUGACCCACUAGCGCCUCCGCGAGCACGACCGCGGUCUGCUGGUAGAGACGUCGUCGUUGAGCCCAAGCCGGGAGCAUGGAUUGCGUCAUUCUCCACCAGCUUCGAGAUUCCAAAGCACAUCAAAGUCUCGAAUCCCUACCUAGCUCGGAGAAAGACCAUUCUCGACGCCAAGUGGGCGUCUGACGGCAAGAGCAUCGUUGCACUGUUGUCUGACGGAGAAUGGGGCGUCUGGGCUAUGGAUGGCGCCAGCAUCGCUCGCAACGCAUCCACUAAGCCCGUAUCGACCUUCGCCCUUCGCGGUUACGUGAGUGGUGCUGAGCACAAGGCUUCCACAUCUACGGGUCUCGCCCAGACCAAGCCCGGCAACAAAUCCCUGACCCUCGCACCGAUGACCCCGAACACUCGCCGUACGCGCGAAGAAACGUUAUUCCACGGUCCCGUCACUUCCGGCACGAGCGACUCAGCCCACGGUGGCAUUUCCAUCUCCAGCUCAUUUUCCGUAGCACACGGGGGCCAGGCCGAGGACUCCAUCGUCCUCUUCUAUGGCGACGAUCUCUACCGCAUCCCCAACCUACAGCAGUUCUGGUCGCGCAGCACGCACAGCACCGGCAGCGGCUCCCUCCACGGGCCGGGCUUGACCCGCGUCGACGGCGCCUCGCUCUACGGCGAGCCCGUGACGGACGUCGAGCAGUUCGGCAAGCCCAAGGGCGCUGCCGCCCGCAUGGGCGUGCCGCGCGACCUGCUCGUCGUCGGCGAGCGCCGCAUCGUCGUCCUCGCCACCGUCAGCCCCGAGGUCAAGGCCGGAGGCAACCUGUUCGCGAGGGAGCUCGAGGCCACGGAUCGCACCGACCGCGUCGACCAGGACUUGCUCAGGCGCGGAGAGCUCGACAUCGGCGGCAUGGACCGCAUGCUCGACAGCUUGGCAUCCGGUGGCGCUGGUGUACCAAACGUUGGUGGUCCUCAGGGAGCGCUACGCCUCGGUAAUGGUCCCACUGCGCAGAAUGUGAGGAGAGUCGGAUUCGCAGGUCUGAGCAGCCUUGGGUCGUCGAGGUGA